Molecule: messenger RNA, 633 nt
Organism: Saccostrea echinata
Lineage: Eukaryota; Metazoa; Mollusca; Bivalvia; Ostreida; Ostreidae
Product: toll-like receptor 4
Exons: 1
Coding region: 37-633 (198 amino acids)
Biological process (GO): immune response; inflammatory response; toll-like receptor signaling pathway
Cellular component (GO): membrane
Molecular function (GO): transmembrane signaling receptor activity
Source: RefSeq, a predicted model, not a curated record
AAGAAAUGUUCUUCUUACACACUUAUCAUUGUUAUAAUGAUGUCCAUGAUCAUUGUUGCAAUGAUGUUAACCGUGAGUCGCAUUGUGUAUAGGUACAGAUGGAAGCUUCGAUACAUGUACUAUGUCGCAAAAGAGAAUUAUCGGGGCCAUGCUAGAGAAAGAAAUGGUGCUAAAAAUAAACAGAGUGUGUACCGAUUUGAUGCUUUCAUCUCGUAUGCAGAAAACAAUAGAACCGAGGUUAUAAACCUUGUUAAAAUCCUUGAAGAAGAUUUUGAUCUAAAUCUGUGCAUUCAUCACCGAGAUUUCAUUCCUGGAACAGAUAUAGCCGAUUACAUCACAAAUGCUAUUCACUCCAGCAGACGAACAGUUUGCAUAAUGACGUCACACUUUCUAAAUUCAUACUGGUGCAUGUUUGAAUUAAAAAUGGCGCAAAUGGAAGCGAUAUAUUCUCGUAACGGUAAGAAUAUCUUGAUUUUGGUAGCUUUGGAAAAGAGCUCAAUGCAGAAGUUACCGCUUCAUCUGAUGGACCUUAUUGAGAGUCAAUCAUUCCUAGAGUAUCCACACGGCGAGGAAGAAGUUAUUGCUUUUCGUUCAAAACUUGGAGAUUUUCUAAAGGCAUAUGAGUUUGAGUGA